CGGCGGAUGCAGGCCUGAAAGUUACUCCAUCCAGCUGUGCGAUCCAACCGCUGCUUUUAUCAAUUUUCUACCUCAGCCGAAUUAAAGAGCGCGAGCGGAGCUUUCGGAUGCAGUUUUUAUAUUUUCGAAUUUUGAGUGAGAAACCGAUGAGAUCCUGCGAAUAUGGAGAAUGUCGGUGAUGAUGGCGGCGGCGGACCGCCGGCCUCCUGCGGUGAGACAAGAUGGUCGCGGCAGCUGUCGGGCCUUCCUCCCCGGCUCCUGCGGCGCCUGAUGCCGUUCCAGCGGGAGGGGGUGGAGUUCGCCCUGUCCAGGGACGGACGGUGUAUGAUUGCAGAUGAGAUGGGCCUGGGGAAGACGGUGCAGGCCAUCGCCGUGGCGUGCGCCUACCGGGCGGACUGGCCCCUCCUGGUGGUGGUGCCGUCCUCGCUCCGGUACCCCUGGGUGGAGGAGCUGGAGCGCUGGGUCCCCGAGCUGCAGCCCGGAGACGUCCACCUGGUGGACGGCAAGAGCGACACCAUGCGAAUCGGCAGCAGCAAGGUGACAGUCCUGGGCUACGGCCUGCUCACCACCGACGCCCGCCCCCUGGUGGACGCCCUGAGCCGCCAGCGCUUCGCCGUGGUGGUGGUGGACGAGGCGCACUACCUCAAGUCCCGCAACGCCGCCCGCACCAAGAUCCUGGUCCCCCUGGUUCAGGGCGCCAAGCGGGCCGUCCUCCUCACCGGGACCCCCGCCCUGGGCCGGCCCGAGGAGCUCUUCAUGCAGCUGGACGCCCUCCACCCCAGGAGGUUUGGAACAUGGGGCGAAUACACCAAGAAGUACUGCAACGCCCACUUCAGGUACUUUGGAUCCAGGAGGCAGUGGGACUGCCGCGGGGCGUCCAACCUGGAGGAUUUGCACCGGCGCCUGAGCCAGGUCAUGAUCCGCCGCCUCAAGGCCGACGUGCUCACCCAGCUGCCGCCCAAGAUCCGCCAACGGAUCCCCUUCGAUCUGCCCAAGGAGGCCGCAAAGGAGGCGGCGGCCAGCUUCGCCGAGUGGGAGCGGCUGAUGAGGUCGGGGGUCGGCGACGCCACCGAGGUCAUGGGCCUGGUCACCCGGAUGUACAAGCAGACCGCCAUCGCCAAGGCCGGAGCAGUGAAGGACUACAUGAAGUUGCUGCUGGAGACAGAGCGGCUGAAGUUCCUGGUGUUCGCCCACCACCUGUCCAUGCUGCAGGCCUGCACUGAGGCUGCCGUGGAGGCCCAGGCCAGCUACAUCCGGAUCGACGGCAGCGUCCCGUCGUCUGAGCGGAUCCAGCUGGUCCACAAGUUCCAGAGCGACCCCGAGACCCGGGUGGCCAUCCUCAGCAUCCAGGCGGCCGGUCAGGGUCUGACCUUCACGGCGGCGAGCCACGUGGUCUUCGCCGAGCUCUACUGGAACCCGGGCCACCUGAAGCAGGCGGAGGACCGGGCGCACCGCAUCGGCCAGGCGAACGCCGUCAACGUGCACUACCUCAUCGCCAAGGGCACCUUCGACGGCGCCAUGUGGGCCAUGCUCAACCGGAAGGAGAACGUGACGGGCAGCACCCUGAACGGCAGGAGGGGGAAGCUGGACGCCGCCGUGGGCGACGGGGAGGAGUGGGAGUUCCUGAGCCUGGCCGAGGCCUGGACCCCCGGAGAGACACCGCUGCCGGAUGAUGAAUCCAAGAUGGCCGACGUCUUCUUCACUCAUCAUGAGAAAGAGAAGCAGCACGACAUCCGCUCCUUCUUCUCGCCGAGCGCCAAACGGACGAGAUCAAAGGAAGACGAAGAAACGUCUCCGUCGCCGGGGACGACGGUCUCGCCCGAUCGGGACUUCUCCCCGCAGGUGAAGAGGUUCCGGAAGCCACGGCCGAGCCCGGGGUCCCGGUUGACCUUGACCCCCCGGAGGCGACCCCGACCCGACCCCGUGUCGUCGACGUGGAGCUGCGGCGCCUGUACCUAUUCCAACAGUGGCCUGCUGCCGUACUGCGAGAUGUGUGAGGGGCCGCGAACCAAUCCGAGCGUCGAGAGCGUACCCCUCCGGUCCGACGGCGAGGGGCUCGACCCGGGGACCGCCGGGGAGGAUGAGGAGGAGGAGGAAGAUGACAGCCUCGACCUCGGAGGGGCCGGGAAAGACGACGGGUGCCAACUCGAAGGCAAACAAUCACCGGGGGAGCGCGACGACCCACCCCUCCCACAGGACCGCCAGGACGAUGAUGCUAAUGCCGGCGGCGGCGGCGCGGAGGAAGACGACAGCGACAGCGCCACCUGGCCGCUACACCCGGGCCUGCAGUUCUGCCCCAGCCAGUACACAGACCGGAUCUACCUGUACUCUGAGGACGGGACUCCGUUGAACCUGAGCUUCGUCCCCCUGGACGUCCAGCUGUCCAACUGGGACGACCUGCCCGAGGCCUUCAGCCGGCGCCCGGAACACCGGACGCAGGUGCUGAGGUUCGUCCGGGAGUGGAGCGGCCUGAGCGCCAUGAAGCAGAGGCUGCUGCGCCGCGGAGGAAUGGUGUUCGGCAGCCCCGGCGCCGGCCUGCAGCAGCUGGCCGCCGCCCAGCGGCCGCACUCCAGCACCAAGAGGUAUCUGAGCCGGGAAGAUGUUUCCCAGGCGUCCCUGGACCGGGCCCGGCGGGACGGCGGCGGCGUCCGGCUCGUCGCUACGGCAACCAGUGACGGUAAGGAUCCCGGAUCGCCUGGAUCAUCAGGAUACCUCCAGGCGCUGGACGCCCAGGGCAUCCCCCUCUGCCUGUCCUGCCAGCAGCCCUGCCCGACCCCGACCCCGACCCCGACCCCGACCCCGGGCACAGCGGGCGACGCCCGCUUCUGCAGCCCCAGGUGUCAGGAGGAGUUGCGGCUGCGCUCCAGCCAGGCCUUCCUGCGGUCGCGGGUGCUGGAGGCGGAGCGCGGCGUCUGCCAGCACUGCGGCCUGGACGCGCACGCGCUCUUCCUGCAGGUGCGCGACGCCCCGCCCCCCCUGCGCAAGGAGAUCCUGGAGAGCAGCUGGCUGGCACAGCUGUCGCUCAAACAGCUGAACCAGAUGAUCCGCGCCCCGGUGGAGGGCGACUUCUGGCAGGCGGACCACAUCCGGCCGGUGUACGGCGGCGGCGGCCAGUGCUCGCUGGACAACCUGCAGACGCUCUGCACCGUCUGCCACAAAUCGGUGUGUACACACACACACACACACACACAC
Salarias fasciatus (jewelled blenny) is the source of this 3192-nucleotide messenger RNA. It is a transcript of the gene zranb3, whose product is annotated as zinc finger, RAN-binding domain containing 3. NCBI's taxonomy places the organism in Eukaryota, Metazoa, Chordata, Actinopteri, Blenniiformes, Blenniidae. Gene Ontology annotation, molecular function: zinc ion binding; DNA endonuclease activity; nucleic acid binding. Gene Ontology annotation, cellular component: nuclear replication fork. The transcript has 21 exons. Gene Ontology annotation, biological process: replication fork processing; DNA repair. The annotation marks the transcript as partial. The record is from RefSeq and is a predicted model, not a curated record.